Electrophorus electricus (electric eel) is the source of this 2623-nucleotide messenger RNA. RefSeq names its product serine peptidase inhibitor, Kunitz type 1 a (gene spint1a). The record is from RefSeq and is a predicted model, not a curated record. Gene Ontology annotation, molecular function: protein binding; serine-type endopeptidase inhibitor activity. NCBI's taxonomy places the organism in Eukaryota, Metazoa, Chordata, Actinopteri, Gymnotiformes, Gymnotidae. Gene Ontology annotation, cellular component: plasma membrane. Gene Ontology annotation, biological process: epithelium development; epidermis development; extracellular matrix organization.
GUAUAGGACCACACCUUUGAAAAAGGAGAACGUCACAGCCAUUUGCCAACUUGAAACUCCUGGACAAAGUUUUUAAAUUCAGAUCUAAAUAGUAAUUUCCACUGAAAACUGGUACAGCCUUCGAAUUGUGUUUACAUCAAAUGAAGAAGGAGGAAUACAUUUUUAAUUCAGUUUAAUUGAUUUGCCUCAGCACACUCAGAGGAACUUUACCGGAAUAGGAUGACUUUCUGUCGGAUGUGUGUGUUUUUUGCCACAACGUCAUUGUUGCACAGUAUUCUACUCGAAAUCACAGAGGCCCAGGGCUCUGAAGAACAAUGUCUUAAAAGGUUUAGUCAAGGGAAAGAAGAUUUUGUUUUAGAUACUGAUGAGUCCGUGAAGGAAGGUGCCACUUUCAUCGCUUCUCCGCAAGUCACGCGCAGGACAGACUGCAUUGCCGCCUGCUGCAGCGCUCCGGACUGUAAUUUGGCGCUGAUGGAAAGGGGGACCGAGGACGGUGUGAUAAAGUCUUGCUUCAUUUUUAACUGUUUAUACAAGCAAAAGAAAGUGUGCCAAUUUGUAAGGAAAAAUGGAUUUGACAACUACGUUUUAAACUCUGUUUUUGGAAAUUACCUGGAGAGUUACAUUCCAAUGGAAGACCACCCUCCUGUUGCAAUAGCAGGGCAGGACAGGGUGGUUCAACCUCAUGACAGUGUGGUCCUUAAUGGCAUUGAGAGCAAGGAUGACCAUAAAAAUUUAACGUACCAAUGGCAGAUGGUGUCUGGAAACCCCUCAGCCAUCAUUGAGAAAACAACAUUUGAAGAUGAAGUGAGGGUGUCUAACCUGUCUGCCGGGGUGUACAAGUUCAACCUGACUGUAACUGACAGCAUUGGACAAUCUGACUCGACAGUGGUCACAGUUUUGGUCCUUACACCUGAACAGUCACAUCACCACUGUCUGGUGCCUAAAAAGGUGGGGCCAUGCCGUGCUUCCUACCCCCGCUGGCACUACAAUGCGGCAUCAGAAAAGUGCGAGAAGUUCAUCUAUGGGGGCUGCAAAGAAAACCGCAAUAACUAUUUGUCUGCUGAAGAGUGCAUGAAAGCCUGCAACAAGGUGUCAGUUUCACAGAUAUCUUCAACAGGAAGACAUGGCCCCAUUGUUGUGGACCCUGAGCUGUGUGGUCAAACAUGUGGACCGGACCAGUUCACAUGUACCAAUGGUUGCUGCAUAGACAAAGAGCUUGAAUGUGAUCAAAUUAAGCAAUGCAGUGAUGGCUCUGACGAGGAGCAGUGCGACAAAUUGGGCACAAAUUUUCGCAUCUUGCUUAACAUACCUGUGGACAAAGAGAGAGCCCAUUGCACACAGCCACCCCUCACAGGCCCCUGCAGGGCGAGCUUCACACUUUGGUACUACAACCCAUAUGACAAAAAGUGCAACCGCUUCAACUACGGGGGCUGCAGCGGCAACGACAACCGAUUCGAAGCUGAGGAGGUCUGCAUGAAGGUCUGCGAGGAUGUGACCGAGAUGGAUGUCUUCCUUUCAAGGGCAAACUUUGAGAAACAGGAAGACAGCAAACAUUCAGCAUCCAUUGGCAUAGCUGUGGCACUGGGCUUAGCCAUCCUGGUCAUCCUGGCUGUGAUUGGUUACUGCAUCUUAAAGGAGAGGCAGCGGCAACACCAGCCGAGGCACCAGCGCAUCACAGCCAAUGGCUCGCAUCUGCUUCCUGUGGAGGAUACAGAAAAACUGGUCUAUAACAGCACCACCAAACCCAUUUGAUUCCCACUCCCAUUCAUCCCUCCUUCCACACUGCUUGGACCUCACUUUUCUACACAGUUUAAUGUUCUGCCUACUGUCAUACCACUGACUCAACUCAUUGCUUAUUUACUGAGCUGUUAAAGAAAUGAAUCAGAUGUGUUGGAGUAAAGGGGAGCCAUGCAAAUCAGUGGGUCACCAGAACUAAGAGUGGAACCCCCAACUAACCACCCAAAAGCCAACUUUUGGAAUGUUAUCAGAUGGUGUGAAAUUUUUUUUAGAAUUAAUUUUUUGUUUGACUGGUCAUUUGGCAGAAGUAAGGCAGACUGACUUUUGUAUCUCAUCAUAACCCCCUUUUUUAAGCUUGAUGGUCAUGCUCUGUAUAUUAACACUGGAUGUGUAUAGUGUUUUUACUAUAUAGUUUUACUAUACUGCUCUGCCAAGUUGCUAUUGAGUGAUCUGUACUCAGGGUUAAAACUGAUUAUUUAUUUAGUCAGUUCUGAUUUGACAUGGGAUGUGGGGCUGUUUUGUCAGGUGCUUGUUUUUUGUGAACUUAACACAAAGUGAAUCAAUGGAAAGUUUUCUAUAUGAUUUGGCUUUGCCUGAAAAUCUGUUCCUUAGUUCUGGUCACUGCCUGGCCUUGAGGUAGCCUAACAUGUUGCAUUGUUUUAGAAUUUCUAUGUUUUGUUUUUGUCAGUUUUUCAUGGUAGACUUGUAUAUACCACAGUUUGUGUAGUUAUAAUUUAAAGAGAGGAACAUUACAAACAAAAAAUACUUGGAUAACAGCGGAUAGUGUUGUGCAUUUAGUUAAAAGAAAACCAUGUGAAAUAAUUUCUACUGUUCUUGUUUGUACAUAAGAUAUGUGUUUCUGUUUUUAAAGCUUCAAUAAAAUAUA